AUGGGACAACCUUCGCAUCCGGCAUCGAAUGCCUUGAUCUAUUGCUCCUAUGUGGCAUUUCUUGUUUUCGGCCUCUUUAUAGCAUGGAGGUUGCGAGGCCAAUCUGCAGGAGAAUGGCUCUCGGCAAACAGGACACAAAAGGCCUUUCCACUCGCCUUGAACUUCAUAGCAUCUGCCUUGGGCUCGGGCAUAUUGUUCACGUAUCCUAACAUUGCUGCGCUUGCCGGACUGCAUGGUCUUUUAGUGUAUGCACUGUCUUCAGGUCUGCCAUUGCUUAUCUUUGCGGCUCUGGGACCUAUCAUCAGGAGAAAGUGCCCGGACGGAUUUGUGUUGACACAAUGGACCCGACAACGAUAUGGAACGAUCACGUCCCUAUACCUUAGCUUUUUCAGCUGUGCUACCAUCUGGCUUUACAUGGUUGCAGAACUUUCCGCCCUUCAGCAAGUUAUCAAACUGCUUACAGGCAUGAAUGGCCUGCCUGCAGUCAUCGUACAAUGUGCAGUCACCACCAUUUACACAGCUGCUGGGGGCUUCCGCGUUUCAUUCGUCACAGACAACAUCCAGGGCGCGAUGGUACUGCUUUUCCUGAUUGUGGGCGUCAUUACGAUAGCAGUGACUGUCGACAUUGACACCUCACUCAUCCCAGUCUCUGGCUACUUGGAAGCCAACCUAUUGGGCUGGCAACUGCUGUACAUUCUGCCCGUGGCUAUCUUGACCAACGAUUUCUUCUUGUCUGGUUUCUGGCUGCGUGCAUUUGCGGCUAAGACGGACAAAGACCUAUACAUCGGCGUCAGCAUAGCUGCUGUUGCUGUCGCGCUUAUUACUACGCUGGUGGGUGUUUCGGGCCUCAUUGCUGGCUGGAGUGGUGUGCUUGGAGUGCCUCCUGUAGCCACUGGCAUUGAGCUGUUCACCCUCCUGAAGACACUGCCUGCAUGGGUGGUCGGCAUUAUCUUGGUCAUGGUCGUUACGCUCUCGAUUUCGGCGUUUGACUCUCUGCAGUCAGCACUCAUUUCGACCGGCUCCAACGACUUCUUCCGCAACAAGCUCAACAUCUGGUGGAUUCGACUCAUCGUGGUGGUCCUCAUCAUCCCA
Pseudocercospora fijiensis CIRAD86 is the source of this 1092-nucleotide messenger RNA. RefSeq lists its product as uncharacterized. Gene Ontology annotation, molecular function: transmembrane transporter activity. The transcript is spliced from 6 exons. The record is from RefSeq and is a predicted model, not a curated record. The annotation marks the transcript as partial. Gene Ontology annotation, cellular component: membrane. Gene Ontology annotation, biological process: transmembrane transport. Lineage: Eukaryota; Fungi; Ascomycota; Dothideomycetes; Mycosphaerellales; Mycosphaerellaceae.